AUGACCACCCCAACGAACGAAACGUCCCGGAGGGCCAUCAAGGGCCACGUCAGACGCUGGAUCCACAACAUCCAGCAAUACGACAUCGUACAAAUAGACCUAACAAUCUACAAUAUAUUGCUAGGAGCUGAAACCAGUCUAAAAAGCAUGCAAGCUAAAUACAAUCGACUCUCAGAGGCGGUCGCCAGAGACAUGGAAGCAUCAAACGCGACCCGUGCACAAUUCGAUGCCGAGGUCGAAAGCGUGAUCACUCUGGAGGAUGAGUGCAACGCUGCAUACGUGAUGGUCAGGCGAAAAAAGGAUGAAUUCAAAGCACUCAAAGAAGCUGAAGAAAGAAAACGGCAAAAAGCCGAUCAAGACGCCAUCAGGGCCAAAGAAAAGGCCGAUCAGGACGCCAUAAGGGCCCAAGAAAAAAUCGAUCAAGACGCUGCAAGAGCACAAGAGAGAAUCAUCCGUCAACAAGAAUUUCAAGAUCAACAGAACUUGUUCCGACAACUGAUUGCCGCCAUUCCAGCAGCAGCUGCACUAGGAGCACCAGCAGCUCCAGCCGCAGUUACAUCGACUAAGCUCCCAAAACGUCAAAUUAAACCAUUCAAAGGGGACGUGCUCGAAUGGACGGCCUUCUGGGAAGGUUACAACGCAGCCGUCCAUGAAUCAGCCAUUCCGGCAGUUCAAAAAUUUGGAUAUCUUAAAGACUACUUGAAAGGUGAAGCACAGCUGUGCGUGGAGAACCUUGAGCUGACAGACGCCAACUACACCGUUGCAGUGAAUCUACUGAAGGCGAUGUACGGCAAACCGGACGUCCUGAUCGAGGCCCACACCCACAAAUUAGCCACGCUGCAACCAGUGAAAGACAUAGCUGAUACCGCGGCGCUCAGGUGCUUCCAGCUGACUAUCCAGUCACAUAUCAAUGCGUUGGAGACACUGGGAGUUGCAAGAACGAGCCACGGAUGCCUCCUUGGAUCAAGCAUUUUACGCUCGAUCCCACUCAAACUUCAAGAAAAGUGGGCAGAAUCCGCAACAAACAAGGUAACAGACAUUGAUCAAGUGUUAAAAUUUAUCGAAGAGCAAGUUGAAGCUGCAGAGCGACUCAGCCGUCUGAGAGCUACUACACCAAAGCCGGCCCAAAAUUCUCCGCAACCGGCAAAAAUAAAACCAGCAACAACACCGACAGCUUCCCAGCUCGGAGUCAGCAGCAAGCCGACUCCACAAACAAACCAUCCAAGCAAAACAAGAAGAAAUGGCAGCCCACCACCACCAAGGAGAGAAGCGACAGCAUCAUCUUCAAGAAAGCCAAUGCUGCCCUGCGUGUUCUGCAAGGAGAUGCAUUGGGCCACGAAUUGCCCAAUGGAGCUGAAAGAAAAAAAGGCAGUCAUCACCAACGAAAGAAGAUGCUCAAACUGCUUCGGUCGACACGAGACCACCGUUUGUUUCAAUCCCCACAGGUGUCAGCGAUGCCGUGCAAAGCACCACACAUCCUUGUGUGCCGAGAAAGAUACCAGAUUCGGAUCCUCAACCAUAAUCCCAAAUAAACCGGCCGCUGGAAGCAGCUCAACUACAGCGUGCGCAAGCUCCUUUGGUGAGAUUAUUCUCAAAACAGCAACCGUUUACAUUUUAGGCCCAUACGGAAAGCAGAUCCGAGCAAUUCUCUUCCUCGACGACGGCAGCCAUAGAACAUGGAUUAAAAAGCAGAUUUCAAGAGAACUUCAACUGAAGAUAAUCCAGGUGGAACAAAUCGCGACCAGGGCCUUCCGCCAGACAGAGGCCCCUCCAGCAGAAACUCACAACGUGGUCGAAAUGACGGUGCGGGGCACCUGGCCAGGAGCCCCAACGGUGCGCAUAGAAGCUUUGGAGGCAACCGACAAAGUAGGAAGCACCGGCACGUACCAAACUACAGAAUUUGCAAGAAAGCUGUGGUUGGAAAAUGAAAAUUUGGCAGACGACCGCUUCGAACGUGAAGGAGGAGACGAGGACGUCGGAAUUCUUGUUGGAAUGGACCAAAUGUUCAACAUCAUGUUCAACGAGCCAGCAAUUACAAGCCCGUGCGGACUCAGAGCCUACAGUUCGAAACUUGGAAAGGUCAUCGGCGGUCCAUCCCAAGAAACAACAUCGAAGCAAAGUCAAUCAAUUGUCAGUCAACUACUAAUCAAUUCAAAUUGCUCUCUACCACAGAUCACCUCACAGCCAUCAGAAAUUUUUAACAGCAUCCAAUCAAACAAGUCGGAAAGCAGGGAGACAGGAAACUCCAGUCUCCUUCCACUACCAGAAAAUUCUGAACAAAUCUGCUUUUUCGACUCAACAAAAGAAAGAAAAAGGUUUGAAAUGGAGAAGUUAAAUUUUGAUAUGUCGUUAUUUUGGCGUCUAGAAAAUUUCGCGAACUUAAACGACUGCGUUGCUGUGGAGAAGAACGAUCAAUUCCGCUCCUUCUGCGAAGAAAUCACGCGAUUUGAAGACGGCAGAUAUUGCACGCCAAUACCAUGGACAACUGACAGAUGGAGACUGGAAAUCAACCACCAGAUGGCAGCAGUAAGACUGAGAAGCAUGCUGCACAAGCUCCGAAAAUCUCCAGUCGACUUGGCCAACUACACAAAAGAAAUCGAACAACUCAUAGCAAACGGAUUUGUAGAAGAGGCUGAUUUCAAUUACGAUGGCCUCCACACUUAUCUACCGCAUCAUCCAGUCUACCGAACAGACAAGGCCACCACAAAAAUCCGACCAGUUUUGGACGGCGCUGCAAGAUCCAAAUAUGGACCGAGCCUCAACGAUGUUCUGGAGACCGGACCAAAUCUUAAUCCUGAUCUCCUCUCGGUCUUAAUGCGCUUCCGGAUGAACCGGAUCGCCUGGAUUGCGGAUAUCGAAAAGACCUUUCUCAACAUCGCGCUGCAGCCCGAAGACGCUGAAGCUGUCAGAUUUUUAUGGCCAAGAAAACCGGAAGAACCCAACUCCGAUUUGCUCGCGUACAAAUGGAAAAGAGUUCCAUUUGGGCUAAGCUCAAGUCCAUUCCUUUUAAGAGUCACUAUUAACAAACAUUUGCUCUCAGUCAAAUCUAGAUUUUCUACGACAGUCGAGCAGAUAGAAGAGCAGCUUUACGUAGACGACUACCUCGGAGGAGCAGACGACGUGCCAACAGCCAUAACUACGGUAGAAGAAACCGUCACGUUAUUCUCAGAGGCCCAACUCAACAUGAGGAGCUGGGCAACAAACAACAAGCAGCUCCGUGACUUUCUCACCGAAAAAGUAAAUGUCGAACCAGAUUGUCGGAAUUCUUUCACCCACAAUAGACGGCCAGCAAAAGGCACUGGGUCUUAG
This is a messenger RNA of Daphnia magna, 3309 nucleotides long. RefSeq lists its product as uncharacterized. The transcript has a single exon. NCBI's taxonomy places the organism in Eukaryota, Metazoa, Arthropoda, Branchiopoda, Diplostraca, Daphniidae. Bases 1 to 3309 code for a protein of 1102 amino acids. The record is from RefSeq and is a predicted model, not a curated record.